Scaptodrosophila lebanonensis is the source of this 1023-nucleotide messenger RNA. Its product is annotated as E3 ubiquitin-protein ligase RFWD3-like. Gene Ontology annotation, molecular function: ubiquitin protein ligase activity. Gene Ontology annotation, biological process: protein ubiquitination; interstrand cross-link repair. Gene Ontology annotation, cellular component: nucleus. The record is from RefSeq and is a predicted model, not a curated record. NCBI's taxonomy places the organism in Eukaryota, Metazoa, Arthropoda, Insecta, Diptera, Drosophilidae. The coding region runs from base 61 to 741 and encodes 226 amino acids. The transcript has a single exon.
AAGUAAAUUAAAUUGACACCCCCAACUCAUGAACGAAAAUUAAAAAAGUGUAGUAACAAAAUGAACGAAGAACGCGAUCUUGCACCGGAACCACCUGUUGCUGACCAGCCAGUUGAGGUGGCUGUUGUUGUUGUAGCAAAUAUUGGCGGACCUCCCACCUCAGAGGGAGCACAAGAGCCCGCAACAGCUUCUGAACCUGCAGAUAUGGAAGAGGGUGAACCUGCAGAUUUGGACGCACCUCCACCGUCAAAGAAGCGCAAGCGUUCCAAUUCUGAUGAAGACGAUGGGAUGACAUGUCCAAUAUGCUUCGACUCGUGGGAAGUAUCCGGCGAGCAUCGACUCGUCUCACUUCGCUGUGGCCAUCUGUUCGGCGAAAGCUGCUUAAGGCGCUGUCUGACGCAGCGCAGGCGCCGACCAGCUGUGAAGAUGUGCCCUGUGUGCAAAACAAAGGCUACUACUCGAGACAUUCGCCACAUCUACGCCCGCAGUUUGCAAGCUAUUGAUCGCAGCGAGGUGCAUCGCUUGCGCAGCGAGCUAGCUGCGGAAAGGCGUCGUACAGAACACCUAUUAACCAAUUUAAAUGACGAAAAAAUGGCCCACAUCCAAACCUUGAAAAAAUUCAGGAGCUUGGUGAGAGAAAACGAACAACUACGGGCUUGUCUUUCCGGUGGAGGUCUUGGUGAGGCAGCAGCCAGCCUGAGCGGACCGCUUGACCACGACCCGGGCCACCCAGCUGGGUGAUGAGUCGAAUGAGGUGGUCUACGUUAUUUGUCUGUGCCUGUGAGUACGCUAAAUGGUUCCUAUCUGGCUGCUUUGACGGACAACAAAUGCCGGAUCCACAAACUUAACUUUUCAGGGGGUAAAUAAGUUAACAAAAUUUCAGUGAAAAUCUGCGUGAGUAAUUUUUUGUUGUAAUAAUAAGAGACUAGACUGUAGUAAGUUGAUAAAAUUAUUCGUUAGAAUGUAAAACUGUUUGGCAUUUGAGUUCACCGGUAAUUAAAUAAAAAGAUCUUGCAAAUACGA